CUCUCUCUCUCUCUCUCUCUCUCAAAUUCAAUGUUGCUUUAUUAGCAUGACUGGAUAAAAUGUUGCCAAAGCUAGGACAACGAGAGUAAUAUAAUGAGAACUUUAGGUAAAAGGAAAAGAUUAGGUGUGUGUCUCCUUUUUGUCUAGCUCGUGUUAUGUUUGUGUUUGUGUCAAUACUGAUGGGGUUUCUUUUGUCCAGAAUACCAGAUGCAAUCUUUGGCAAUAAAGAAAUACGUGUCGACAUUGUAUGUAGAUUGUGUUUUUUGGGGGUUUUAUUGGUGAUUCCAUAGCACUCAUAAUAUACAUCACUCAUAAACAGGUUUGAAAGAAAGGCCAGUUGCCAGAGAAACCCCCCAACAUACACCAGUGACAGAUAAAUCUGAUGAACAGGAUGUUAGGUCAGAUUUAAAGAUGGAAGCAGAAUAUGUUGGGGCCGAAACUGAAUUUGUCAACAUGGCAUCAUCAGAUCAAGAUUCAUUCAACAUUGAAGAUGUCACGGGUGCUGCUGGCUCCUCUCAUUUGAAGCAGGAAUUUAUGCCAUUUGAUUCUACGGAGAUCACUUUUGAUAGUUUCGCUCAAGAAGAGGACCUGGACUCCAUUGACACCACUGGAGAGCUGGUGGUGGAAUCCCCACUAGAGGACACAGAAGGAGCGAGUGAUGCAUCCGUGCUGUACAGUGAACCGUUUGGCAAUCAACAAACAGAGGAAGCAGAGGCACAGGCUUCAGAGUCUGCUCCUGAGGCCCUCCAGGAGCCUGCGGAGCCAGGGGCCACAGCACCGACACCAGAGCCUGCUGCAGCACAACCUGCUCCACAGUCAGAGCCUCCCCAACACACCACCCAGUCAAACACAGCCGAGGCAGAGGCUACCGGUAAAAAGAAGAAGCCCAAGAUGCUCAACAAAUUUGACAAAACUAUUAAAUCGGAGCUAGACGCAGCAGAAAAAAUGCGCAAAAAGGGUAAAUCAGAGGAAGCCUUAAGAGCUUUUGAAGGUCUUGUGCAGAAAUACCCCCAGAGCCCCAAGAGUCGGUAUGGUAGAGCCCAGACAGAGGAUGACCUGGCUGAGAAGAUGCGCAGUAAUGAGAUGCUGCUGAAGGCGGUGAACUCCUACAGAGAGGUUGCAGAGAUCCCAGAUGCCCCUGCGCCUCUCGUCAAAGCUGCACUCAAAAGAAGGGCAGAAAGACAGACCUUCCUGGGCCGAAUGCGCGGGGCCUUGGCCACCCUGCAGCUCCUGGUACAGACCUUCCCAGAAGACAUCACUUUAAAAAAUGACCUCGGAGUGGCCCAUUUGUUGCUAGGCGAUAACGAGGCUGCCAAGAAGGUUUACGAGGAGGUUUUGUCCAAGGCACCAGGGGAUGGAUUUGCAAAAGUGCAUUACGGCUUCAUCCUCAAAUCAGAGAACAAGAUAGAAGAGAGCAUCCCUUAUCUGAAGGAAGGCCUGGAGAGUGAAGCAGCAGGCACAGACGACGGGAGGUUCUACUUCCACCUGGGAGACGCACUGCAGAGAGUCGGGGACCAGAGUGCCUAUGACUGGUAUGAGCGAGGUCACAAGCGCGGUCACUUUGCCUCCGUGUGGCAGCGCUCCCUGUAUAAUGUCAAAGGACUGCGGGCCCAGCCCUGGUGGACGGCAAAGGAGACUGGAUACACCGACCUGGUGAAGACACUGGAGCGGAACUGGAUGACCAUCAGGGACGAGGCUUUGGCUGUGAUCAACGGCAGCGCCUUUACGGCUGAGGAUGAGAACCUGAGAGAGACGGGGGACUGGGAACAGUUUACUCUGUGGCAGCAAGGACGUAAGGCUGCCUCCUCCUGCAGUAGUGUUCCAAAGACCUGUGCCCUGAUGGAACGCUACCCAGAAGCGACAGGCUGCAAAAGAGGCCAGAUCAAGUUCUCGGUGAUGCAGCCCGGCACCCACGUCUGGCCUCACACCGGGCCCACCAACUGCCGGCUGCGGAUGCACCUGGGGCUCGUCAUCCCCCCCGACGGCUGCAGGAUCCGCUGCACCGACCAGACCAGGAGCUGGCAGGAGGGCAAGGUCAUCAUCUUUGACGAUUCUUUUGAACACGAAGUGUGGCAGGAGGCGGACCGCUCCAGACUCAUCUUCAUCGUGGACGUGUGGCACCCCGACCUCAGCCAGUCCCAAAGACAGACGUUGUCCCCCAUAUAGAGGUCAAAAAAGGUCACACACACUAUAAGACUCUUGCUCCCCAUCGCAGGGCUCAACCAAUCACAAACCGUCUCGCUCAACCAUCAUCUUUUCAGACACGCCCGAGCGCAUGAAUAUACAUGUGGAGAGUCCAGAGGGGACCUGAAGCUAGAGAGGUCUCUGGUUCUGUGAGAGAAAUCUUCCCUUUACCCGAACGCCUGUGGUACUGAUAUGAAUGUAAAUACUAUAUCUAUCUAUAAGCUUAAUGAAGAACAAUGUAGUUGCACCUCCUGAGGGUUUCAGCUCCAAUUUCAGCUCCAAUUCAACACGAAACAUUCCCAUUUGAAUUCAACACGAAACAUUCCCAUUUGAAACAUUCCCAUUUGAAACAUUCCCAUUUGAAUUCAACACGAAACAUUCCCAUUUGAAACAUUCCCAUUUGAAACAUUCCCAUUUGAAUUCAACACGAA
This is a messenger RNA of Clupea harengus (Atlantic herring), 2615 nucleotides long. Its product is annotated as un-named hu7910. The transcript has 20 exons. Gene Ontology annotation, biological process: peptidyl-aspartic acid hydroxylation. Gene Ontology annotation, cellular component: endoplasmic reticulum. Lineage: Eukaryota; Metazoa; Chordata; Actinopteri; Clupeiformes; Clupeidae. The record is from RefSeq and is a predicted model, not a curated record. The coding region runs from base 412 to 2166 and encodes 584 amino acids. Gene Ontology annotation, molecular function: peptidyl-aspartic acid 3-dioxygenase activity; protein binding.